This is a messenger RNA of Vanessa atalanta (red admiral), 1816 nucleotides long. Its product is annotated as tubulin beta chain-like. Bases 96 to 1469 code for a protein of 457 amino acids. Gene Ontology annotation, biological process: microtubule cytoskeleton organization; mitotic cell cycle. The transcript has 3 exons. Gene Ontology annotation, molecular function: GTPase activity; GTP binding; structural constituent of cytoskeleton. Gene Ontology annotation, cellular component: cytoplasm; microtubule. The record is from RefSeq and is a predicted model, not a curated record. NCBI's taxonomy places the organism in Eukaryota, Metazoa, Arthropoda, Insecta, Lepidoptera, Nymphalidae.
GAGCAUAAGCCAGUCAGUCAGCGGGCUGUGGCAGACGUGAUACAAAGUUCAAAAAAUACUUUUAACUUAUUAUUAUAUCAAAUAAAUACACAAAUAUGAGGGAAAUUGUGCAUGUGCAGGCUGGACAGUGCGGUAACCAGAUUGGCGCUAAAUUCUGGGAGAUAAUAUCUGAGGAGCACGGCAUCGACCCGACUGGCGUGUACCGCGGGACCAGUGAUCUGCAACUGGAACGCAUCUCCGUAUAUUACAAUGAGGCCUCUGUUGCGACGAAGGAGAGCGGCGGCAAGUACGUCCCCCGCGCCAUCCUGCUCGACCUCGAGCCCGGCACGAUGGACGCGGUGCGCUCCGGCGGCUACGGGCAGCUCUUCCGCCCCGACAACUUCGUGUUCGGCCAGUCCGGCGCCGGCAACAACUGGGCCAAGGGACACUACACCGAGGGGGCCGAGCUCGUGGACGCCGUCUUAGACGUCGUCCGCAAGGAGUGCGAGAACUGCGACUGCCUCCAAGGAUUCCAGCUCACGCACUCCCUCGGCGGCGGUACCGGCUCCGGCAUGGGAACGCUCCUUAUCUCCAAGAUCAGGGAAGAGUAUCCGGACAGAAUUAUGAACACGUACUCUGUCGUUCCCUCCCCUAAAGUCUCCGACACUGUCGUCGAACCCUACAACGCAGUACUGUCCAUCCACCAGCUAGUCGAAAACACAGAUGAAACUUACUGCAUAGACAACGAAGCUCUCUACGACAUCUGCUACAGAACCCUCAAAGUGCCCAACCCAACAUACGGAGAUCUGAAUCACUUGGUAUCGCUCACUAUGUCCGGAGUCACGACUUGCCUCAGGUUCCCCGGUCAGCUGAAUGCGGAUCUCCGCAAACUGGCCGUGAACAUGGUGCCGUUCCCACGUCUCCACUUCUUCAUGCCCGGUUUCGCCCCGCUGACGUCUCGUGGCAGCCAGCAAUACCGUGCACUCACCGUGCCCGAACUCACGCAACAGAUGUUCGACGCUAAGAACAUGAUGGCGGCUUGCGACCCACGUCACGGCCGUUACCUCACCGUCGCCGCCAUCUUCCGUGGUCGCAUGUCCAUGAAGGAAGUCGACGAGCAGAUGCUGUCCAUUCAAAAUAAAAACAGCAGCUUCUUCGUUGAAUGGAUCCCGAACAACGUUAAGACUGCCGUGUGCGACAUUCCCCCCAAAGGCCUCAAAAUGUCCUCUACGUUCAUCGGUAACACGACAGCCAUCCAGGAGUUGUUCAAGAGAAUAUCGGAGCAGUUCACGGCUAUGUUCAGACGCAAAGCGUUCUUGCAUUGGUACACCGGCGAGGGCAUGGACGAGAUGGAGUUCAACGAGGCGGAGAGCAACGUCAACGACCUGGUCUCCGAGUACCAGCAGUACCAGGAGGCGACCGCCGAAGACGACACGGAAUUCGACCAGGAAGAUAUGGAAGAGCUCGCUCAGGACGAGCACCACGACUGAUUCGAAAGGCUGGAGAUCCUUAUAAUCAAACUCAAAUAUUCUAUUUUAUAUAUUUCCAACGAAAUUAGAGGCUAAGUCGAGUGCAUUUUCAAAAAGUACCAAAGUGUCUUUACGCUGACAGAUCAGAUCAAAAGCUAAUCUCGCACCGCACUGCAGCCCGUCACCGCGCUGGUGACCGGUCGUCGGAGUGCAAUUAUAUUUUAUUAUAUUGAAUAGUAUUAUUAUUCGAAGUCUGUUUUGUAUUCGAUAAACGAUAGGAACGUACCAAUCCGUGCAUUUCUUACUAUAAGUUAUAUUGUCUUGUAUGCUUUUAUAUAUUAAUUUAUAAAUAAAUGUUUUAAACAAUA